This is a messenger RNA of Dentiscutata erythropus, 186 nucleotides long. Lineage: Eukaryota; Fungi; Glomeromycota; Glomeromycetes; Diversisporales; Gigasporaceae. The record is from the annotation of a GenBank genome assembly.
AUGAAGAACUUACUAGAAAAAUCUACCAAAAAUAGCAAAGAACCUAUUAAGCAAACACUGAAAAUGACAAAUUUACCCACAAAUAACAAUAAAGCUCCUACUAUGGCUCCAACUAUGUACUGUUUUAACAUGGCUUCAAUAAAAGCACAAAUGGCUCCAAUAACAAUGGUUCAAAACAACAACUAA